This is a messenger RNA of Phyllostomus discolor (pale spear-nosed bat), 1197 nucleotides long. It is a transcript of the gene TMCO1, whose product is annotated as transmembrane and coiled-coil domains 1. Gene Ontology annotation, biological process: endoplasmic reticulum calcium ion homeostasis. The transcript is spliced from 7 exons. The record is from RefSeq and is a predicted model, not a curated record. Gene Ontology annotation, cellular component: cytoplasm; endoplasmic reticulum; endoplasmic reticulum membrane. Lineage: Eukaryota; Metazoa; Chordata; Mammalia; Chiroptera; Phyllostomidae. Gene Ontology annotation, molecular function: calcium channel activity. Bases 159 to 725 code for a protein of 188 amino acids.
GCUGUGCCCCGGAAGCGGAAGUGCGACGCCCAGGCUGUCAGAGUCGCGGUGUUACUCGGGGGGUCCCGAAGUCCAGGGAAACCGUCUCUCGCUGCAUUCUUCGUGGCCGUGGAGCGCUUCCCCCCUGGCGGGUGGGAGCGCAGAGCCGGAAGUGCGAGAUGAGCACCAUGUUCGCGGACACGCUGCUCAUCGUUUUUAUCUCCGUGUGCACGGCUCUUCUCGCCGAGGGGAUCACCUGGGUCCUGGUGUACAGGACGGACAAGUACAAGAGACUGAAGGCGGAAGUGGAAAAGCAGAGCAAAAAACUGGAGAAAAAGAAGGAGACCAUCACGGAGUCGGCCGGCCGGCAGCAGAAGAAGAAGAUCGAGAGGCAGGAGGAGAAACUGAAGAACAACAACCGGGACCUGUCCAUGGUCCGCAUGAAGUCCAUGUUCGCCAUCGGCUUCUGCUUCACCGCCCUGAUGGGGAUGUUCAACUCCAUAUUUGACGGCCGAGUGGUGGCCAAGCUGCCGUUCACCCCGCUGUCCUACAUCCAGGGCCUGUCGCACCGCAACCUGCUGGGAGACGACAGCACCGACUGCUCCUUCAUCUUCCUGUACAUCCUCUGCACCAUGUCCAUCCGGCAGAACAUCCAGAAGAUCCUCGGCCUGGCCCCUUCGCGGGCGGCCACCAAGCAGGCCGGCGGCUUCCUGGGCCCGCCGCCCCCCUCCGGCAAGUUCUCCUGAGGCUGAGAAGAGCCCUGCCAUCCCCAGCCCUUGCAGAGGUGCUCAGAGGAGACCAGCAGCUGUUUCGUAGCGAAGCCGUAGGCAGCCGCCGCACUCGGGCCUCUCCCCAGUCCUGUCCGGGCGUCUUGGGCGGGACCUGGUGCGAACGGCACCCACAGACCAGCGAGCUGGUGGGCUGGGGCCAGGGCCAGGCCUCCGGUCAGUGUGUCGGUCAGGGACGUCCCGGCAACGCCACUGCAGUGCACACCUGCCCGUCGGCUCACCUGGCCGCCCUCGGGGGCCGGCUCCGAGACCACCGAGAGCCUGCAGGCUGCGUCUCCCUGAGCCCCCAGCUGGCGGGGAGACGGGUGUAGCUUCCCCUUAGUUAGCGACCCUCGAUCGGAACCGAUUGUCGUGUGUGUUUUUCAAGCCAAAUACAUGACCCGCAAUCAAUAAAGAGGCCCAAGCUGUAGCUGGCUCGCCCGCAAGGAGA